Messenger RNA from Colletotrichum scovillei, 447 nucleotides. Its product is annotated as ribose 5-phosphate isomerase B. The transcript has 3 exons. Bases 1 to 447 code for a protein of 148 amino acids. The record is from RefSeq and is a predicted model, not a curated record. Gene Ontology annotation, cellular component: intracellular anatomical structure. Gene Ontology annotation, molecular function: isomerase activity. Gene Ontology annotation, biological process: carbohydrate metabolic process. Lineage: Eukaryota; Fungi; Ascomycota; Sordariomycetes; Glomerellales; Glomerellaceae.
AUGGCUGUAACCAACGGUCUCCGUAUUGCCAUGGGCGGCGACGACGCCGGCUUCGACUACAAGGCCACAAUCUCCAAGGAUCUGGAAGCUGACCCUCGAACGGCAUACGCACACUUCGCUCUUGCCGCUGCCGAGGCCGUCGCCAGCGGCAAGGUCGACCGGGCUAUCCUCAUCUGCGGCACGGGGCUCGGCGUCGCCAUCUCGGCGAAUAAAGUCCCCGGCGUCCGGGCAGUGACGGCGCACGACAGCUUUUCAGUGGAAAGAGCAGUCAAGAGCAACAAUGCGCAGGUGCUGUGUCUCGGUCAACGCGUUAUUGGAGUUGAGCUUGCGAGGCGGUUGGUUGGUGAGUGGUUGGGAUACGAGUUUGAUCCUACAUCUGCAUCAGCAGCAAAGGUCAAGGUCAUUGAUGAUUAUGAUUUGAAGCAGUCGGGUGGGAUCAAGGCUUGA